UGGUAUUCCAAAGGAUUGAACAAAAAAAAGAAGGCAUUUGCCUAAUCAUCACGAUUCUGGAAUACCAAGUCUUGUAUUGAAUGACCUUUGUGAGGCACACACAUGUCGUUGGAGUCUAACCGUACACUACAGAUAUUCACUGCAUACCCGUGCGCUAACAUUCUGCAUAAGCCAUCAUCCAUCAUCUUGUUCCACUACCCCGCAAUCGAGGAGUCCGGGUCUCGCUUCCAGGUGCCACGAUUCGCCUUCCAGUUUGUUGACUUUGGGUCCCUCGUUGAAGUAAACGGACAAUGGCGAUCUUAAUUCGUCAAGAUCCGGAAAUGGUUCCCCGAGUCGCCAACAAAGAUGUUCGGUGACCUACCCCGCGUGGGCAUGGGUGAUGCCGAGGCAGUGGAAUGACGCCAGAAGUACUGGACGUGCCCAACAUCAAGAAUCGCUUGGAAGAAAGGUCUCUUUCUCUCUUUCAACCUCAUGUUUCUUGACAAUCCGGCACAAUGAGGUCGGUGGUAUACUCUAUCAUUGCGGCUCUGCUCGCUUACCAGUUCUACGCCCUAGGCCCUCUGAUUCAACGUGCAGUGACUGUUCUGGGCGUUUUCCGAAGCUAUCCUGCGGGUGACAUAGGCACCACGCAGCAAGUGACCUCUAUUCCUGACACAACGCAUUGCGAGGAUCUUCACCAUCAUGUUCCGAGCGGUCUCCUCUUCACAGCCUGCGAAGAUGAUCCUAGUACGCGGUUUCAGUGGUUUCCCCCGCUUGGAAACUUGGAUAAUCCCAAGCUGGCCGCAGAGAACAGAGGUUCCAUCCAUGUGAUUGAUCCCAAGGGUCUUGAAUCACGACGGCUCAAGUUCGAAAACUUUGACGGUGCUUUCAUCACCCACGGCAUUGAUGUAAUCGACGACCCCGAAUUGCCCACUGGUCAGGCCGUCUACAUUUUUGCCAUCAACCACCUUCCUGACCCCACCCCUACCGCGGAAGGCGAAGAGGCAAAGGCAAGGUCCCAAAUCGAACUCUUCCACCACAAGAUCGGCACGAACACGAUCAGACAUAUCCGGUCUGUUUGGCACCCUCUGAUCCGGACGCCAAAUGACGUCUAUGCCACCAGCCCGACUUCUGUCUAUGCCACGAACGAUCAUUACUACACCGGCCAUAGCAUCAUGCGCAUGUUGGAGGAUGUCUAUUACGGAGCCAAGUGGACAGAUACUGUGCAUAUCAAGCUCGAUUCCUUGAGCCCAGUCAAGACAUCAGACGCUGGUCUAAGUGCCAGUGUAGCCCUCGCCGGAGUUCACAACAACAACGGUCUUGGCCACGGCCGGACCGAAGACGAGAUCUUGAUCGCACAAGCAGCUAGCGGCACCCUUCACAUUGCUCAGCUCCCACCCAAGGGUAGCUCAAACUACAACAUUACCAUUUUGGACACGCUCGAGGUUGACUCUGUUGUGGACAACCCCAGCUACUUCAAGGACCCUCUUGCCACAGGCCCCUCGGAUGACCGCAGUGGUUUCUUGUUGCCAGGCAUCUCAAAGGCUGCCACUCUCGCCGAGACUUCCAGAGACCCAGCUGGCAAGGACCCUGUCAAAGUCUUCUAUACCAAGCCUUCAGCAGGUGUGAAGGCGCAGCAGUGGGAGACAAGGGUGAUCUUUGAGGAUGACAGCAGCAGGAUCAGGAGCGCAAGUGCUGCUGUCCUCAUCUCUCUCGGCAAGAGCAAGGCGCGGUUGUUUGUUACGGGAUUUGUCUCGGCCAACGUUAUUGCUCUUGAUGCAGACCUAUAGGAGGGUCACUGCAAGACGAAAUCUGUAUGUUUAUUUGCAUCCCAAGUUACAUGAGACGGUCAUGUGUGUUGGCAACCCUAACGAAAACGUAUUCUAUGCGUUGUAUGCGGCUCCUAUGUCGAGUAUUGCUCAUGUGCGCUAUUUCCCUCCAAGAAAACAUCUCAAAUCAGUAGCCCGAUUAGCUCAGCUGGUUAGAGCGUCGUACUAAUACUGGAAACAGUACCAAGUAAUGCGAAGGUCAACAGUUCAAUCCUGUUAUUGGGCAUCCGCUUUUGUUUCUUUUUCCAUCUCCAUUACCAUAUAUUCACCUUUUACCCUCAUUGUAUCUGGCAAACCUAGAUUUCCUCCUCCCAAAGAUCAUACUCCUCAAAGUAUCGAUCAUGAAUCCUCCUCGCGUACUCCACCAACGUGGGAUAACCCCUCACCAACCUCCCCGUCUCAGGAGCAGCGCUGCAUAUUGCCGUCAGCCAUAUCUAUCCAGUUCAAUGACACGGAGCGAAACUCACCUGCUACACAUCAACCUCCCCGCAACCAUGCCAUACAAAGUGCAAUCCGCUUCCGUGGGCCCCUCCCCUCCCAAGACCCAAAACGGCUUAUCGUCACCAUUAUCCCCUUUCCCCCUCCUCCGGGCUAGAGUUUUAUUCCUCCCCUCCACAACAAAAGCAUUUAUAGCUUCCCACACCUCCUCCUUCAACACCCUCACCUCGUCAGAAGAGUACCUCCCUGUCCCCUGCCCAUAGAGCGUCCGGAUGAUAUCCUUGUAAAUCUUCCCCCCUAUAAGCCAUUGCAUCACCCAUGGCAGACCCGCUCCUCCCUGACCGAGAAUUCCUUCUCUCAUGGGGUAGUAGUUGUCGACCCAUUGCUCGCGGGUGUUGAAGAACUGGAGUUUAUCUUCCAGUAGUGCUCUAAUGGACAGGUCAAGGGCUUUUUCUGCCGGGGAAAGGGCAGAGUUGAGGUCGGGGAGGAGGUGGUCGGAUAUAAGC
This is a messenger RNA of Podospora pseudopauciseta, 2752 nucleotides long. RefSeq lists its product as uncharacterized. The record is from RefSeq and is a predicted model, not a curated record. Bases 495 to 1769 code for a protein of 424 amino acids. Lineage: Eukaryota; Fungi; Ascomycota; Sordariomycetes; Sordariales; Podosporaceae. The transcript is spliced from 2 exons.